AUGGAGUCUCUUAACUGUCCCAUCUGUCUGGAACAUCUGAAGGAGCCAGUCACCACUGCCUGUGGACAUAGUUACUGUAUGGACUGUAUUGAGGGGUGCUGGGACCAAGAUGAGCCUAAAGGUGUGUACAGAUGCCCCCAGUGUAGACAGACCUUCAUCCCAAGACCUGUUCUGAUGAAGAACAUCAUGCUGGCCGAUGUAGUGGAGAAACUGAAGAAGACAGGACUACAAGUGUCUCCUUCUGCUCACUAUUAUGCCGGACCUGGAGAUGUAGCAUGUGAUGUCUGCACUGGGAGAAGGUUUACAGCUGUCAAGACCUGUCUGGGGUGUCUGGCCUCUUACUGCGACACCCAUCUUCAGCCUCACUACCAAUCUGAGGAACUAAAGAUGCACAAGUUGGUCGACACGUCAACAGAACUGCAGGACAAGGUCUGCUCUCAUCCAGAAAGCCAGCCGGAGGUUAUCUGCCAGACCGAUCAGCAGUGUCUCUGUUAUCUGUGCACCAUGGAGGAACAUACAGGCCAUGAGAGAGUGUCAUCUGAAACAAAGAAGGCUGACAAACAGAAACAGCUGGGUGUGAAACACGAGAAGUCCCACUACCAGCAGAGGAUCCAGGAGAGAGAAAUUAAGCUGAUGGAGUUGAAACAGACUAUGACCUUCAUUAAAUGUGUAGUACAGGCAGCUGUGGAGGACAGUGAGAAGAUCUUUACUGAGAUGAUCUGCUCCAUGGCGAGAAGACACUCUGAGGUGAAGGACAUGAUCAGAGCC
Esox lucius (northern pike) is the source of this 768-nucleotide messenger RNA. RefSeq names its product E3 ubiquitin/ISG15 ligase TRIM25-like. The record is from RefSeq and is a predicted model, not a curated record. Gene Ontology annotation, molecular function: zinc ion binding. The annotation marks the transcript as partial. Lineage: Eukaryota; Metazoa; Chordata; Actinopteri; Esociformes; Esocidae. The transcript is spliced from 3 exons.